ACACGUAACCGGAAUCAUAAGUCCGAUAAUAUGGGAAGAGUAUGACGACGUUUCGGCUCGCUUAGUCUCCGCCCGCGAGGCUGCGAAACUCUCUUCCCCAGCGUCAGGGCAGACUAUUCGGAAAUAGGGUAGGGGAAGAAAACAGCCGCGUCGACACCUCCCUGUAAAUAAUUUAUAUGAUGAACAUAUACACUGUACCCAGAACCCAGAGCACUGAUUUAAGGUUCUUAGAGACCUUCAACGUAUAUCUGCGUCACAGGUACUCUCCGGGGAGGCUGCGGUUUACAGGACUUGCACCACGCUAAGAGCGGUAUUUUCCGCUGGCCACCGGGUUUGAGAUCUCCCUACCCAAGAGACAACCCUCACCGGGAACUCAAGCUUCAAAAGAAUCAUCAUACAACAGACUCCUUUAAGGCCAUGGUUCUCGCUGCAUGAGCGCUGUUGGCAUAUCUUUGAUCUUUUACCGGGUUUGCUCAGGCACCUCCGAUCGAUCGCUGCGAAGUAGUCUCUUCGGCUCAGCAUUCACGAUACAAACAAAAAUCAGCUCUCCUGACGCAACAGUGAGCCGCUGAUUCACCCAGGGAGAACACUUCAGAGUCUCUUAUAUAGAGUCGGCAGUAUCUUUCUGACCCUCUAUAAUAUCUCAACUGCUCAUGGUCAACAUUCGCUGACAUGAACAACCAACCACCACAACCCCCCUCGGGGCUCGAUCGCGAGCGGGAGCACGAAGAACUGCAUCUGCGCGAGCAGCAUAUCAUGAGGCAACAACAAGAGGAGAUGGCGCAGCGUAAUCGUGAGCACGAGGAGCGCGAAAGACAGCGUCGGGAACAGCAACAAUACCAAUCGGUGCCUCAACACCAGAACAACACCGGCACGAUCCCAAUCCAUCAGCCCGUCGCCUCGCGUCUCCCAGGCGCCAUCCACAGUCCCGGCGGCCUUCUAGCCAACCAUAACGGCUCAUCUCAGCUUGGUCCUUUGGGUGCGCCGACGGGUCCUGGGAAUGCCUUCGGUGGUCCAUUGCACGCCGAGGCCAACCGAUCAAUCCAGCCGCACAAUCAGCAGCAGAAUGCCGCGACCCAGCAGCAACAUCAAAUCUUUGGACCAAACAUCAUAAAUCACGUCGUUGGGCCCGCGGCUCCUAUAGGAGUCAACCAGGUCGCUGCGCCUGGGUUUGGAGGACCCCUCCAGCCAGAAGCUGCUGCUCGCUCGAUGCAGCAGAUGCCGUUUGGAGGCCCUGGUGGAGCUGCGCAUCCAGCACAGGGUGCCCCGGCAUUGGGACAGGGACAGCAACCGAUUUUAAAUGACGCGUUAAGUUACCUCGAUCAAGUCAAGGUUCAAUUCGUCGACCAGCCGGAUGUAUACAAUAGGUUUCUCGAUAUCAUGAAAGAUUUUAAGAGCCAAGCUAUCGACACUCCUGGCGUCAUCAACCGAGUAUCGGAUCUGUUUGCAGGGCAUCCGAACCUUAUCCAAGGAUUCAAUACAUUCCUGCCACCUGGGUACCGAAUUGAAUGCGGCGCUGGCAACGACCCAAAUACCAUCCGUGUAACGACGCCCAUGGGGACCACCGUCCAGUCCAUUACUGGGGCUGGCCGUGCCCUUCCUGAUGGCCCCCAGGCCGGUGCCAACGGCGGCUACUACCCAGCACAAAGAGGAAAUAACAAUAACUGGCAACAGCCGCAACACUCCAUCGAGAGUCCUGAAGCAGUGUUCAGCCCACAAUCUCGCAACGGCGUGCCACCAUAUGCCCAAGCCCAGGCACCGAAUGCCGUGUACGAAUCACAACAGGCGGCUGUGAAUGCUCAUCAGCAAGAACAGCGUGGAGUAUGUCAGCUUCAGAGUGCCAUUGCAACUGCCACCGGCCACCCUGUCGCGAGGAACGUAUUGACUCCUACGCCAACUGCCCAAGGUGCUGGCAUGAACGGAGCUUCAGCCCAGCAACCUGGUGUCGAGAAGCGUGGCCCUGUCGAAUUCAACCACGCAAUAAGCUAUGUGAACAAGAUAAAGAACCGCUUCCAAGAUAAGCCAGAGAUCUAUAAGCAAUUUCUUGAGAUUCUACAGACAUAUCAACGAGAGUCGAAGCCAAUCCAAGACGUCUAUGCCCAAGUUACUACACUGUUCGGCACUGCUCCUGACCUUCUAGAGGACUUCAAGCAGUUCUUGCCUGAGUCUGCUGCUCAGGCUAAGGCUGCUGCUGCGAAAGCUGCUGAGGACGCUGCAGCCAUUGGCCUUGCUGGAGUGUCGCAGGCACCACAGCCUCUUCAUGUUGCCCGUGGUGAACAGAAAUUGCCUCCUGUCGGAAAUUUCUUGCCUCCAAGCACCAGCAAAGAGGGUAAGAAGCGGCCACGUCCUCCGAAUGCACCAGCUCCGGUCCCGAUGGGUUCUUUGGGAGACGCAGCCGCUAGCCGGGCGUUUAUUGGGCAAGCAGGGAGUGCAAACAAAAGGAUGAAAACCUCGCACGGUACAAGAAUGGUUGAAGGUGCACCUGCUGUAUCUCCAACACUUACUCCUCAAAAACCCCAGCCCAUGUCGCCACUCAUGUCGACUGCUACGCAACAAUCUGAGGUUGCCUUCUUCGAUAAGGUGAAAAAGUAUCUGAGCAACAAACAGAUCUUCGCUGAAUUCUUGAAACUCUGCAACCUCUUUUCACAAGACCUCAUUGACAAGAACGUGCUCGUGCACAAGGUUAGCAACUUCAUCGGCCAAAAUGCUGAGUUGAUGGACUUCUUCAAACGCUUUGUCAACUACAGCGGACCUGAGGAGGUUAUUGAGAACCGCCCCAGAGCUCCAACUGGAAAGGUUUCAUUGAGCAACUGCCGUGGCUUAGGGCCUAGCUAUCGUCUGCUCCCCAAACGGGAGCGCCUCAAGGCAUGCAGCGGUCGUGAUGAGAUGUGCUACUCUGUUCUCAACGAUGACUGGGCAUCCCAUCCAACUUGGGCAUCGGAAGAUUCUGGGUUUGUUGCUCAUCGCAAAAACCACUUCGAGGAAGGACUCCACAGAAUUGAGGAGGAACGACAUGACUACGAUUUCAACAUUGAGGCGAAUGCCAAGGUCAUCCAACUUCUUGAGCCUAUUGCUCAUCAAAUCCUCAACCUUCAAGCACAUGAGAUGCCCACUUUCAGGAUGCCGUCUGGAUUCGGCGGGCAGAGCCAGUCUAUCUACAAGAGGAUCUUCAAGAAGAUUUACGGAACUGAGAAGGGCAAUGAGGUCGCCGCAGACUUGUUCAAGGAUCCGAUUGCUGUGGUCCCAGUCGUCCUUGCUCGUCUCAAGCAGAAGGACGAGGAGUGGAGAUUCACACAGCGUGAGUGGGACAAGGUUUGGCAUGUCCAGACACAGGCCAUGUACCUCAAGAGUCUCGACCACAUGGGUAUUUCUGUGAAGGGAGCCGACAAGAAGCUCCUGGCUCCUAGAGCCAUGACUGAGCUUAUCCGCAACAAGCAUGAGGAGCAGAAGCGCCAAAGAAGCCUCACAUCCAAUGUCCCGCGGUACCAGUUCCUGUACACUCUGGAUGACGACGAUGUAAUCAUCGAUGUUGUCCGAUUUGCGAUUCUCUAUGCCAUGAACGCGAACCAGCAUAGCCCUGCUGAAAGGGAUAGGAUCGCGGAUUUCUUGGAAGAUUUUGUUCCUACUUUCUUUGGCAUCUCGGUUGACACCGUUCGUGGCCGCGUCAAGGACAUCUCGAGAGGCUCGCCAGACGAGGAAAUAGAGGACACGACACCCGCAGAACUUUCCAACGGUCGUAGCCGCCGUGCAAAUGGCAAGGUGGACCAUAACCUUCUACGUGGCGUUCUCGAGCGCGGCAGAAACGGUACCAAGGGCCGUGGCCAGAAGGAGAGCAGCGUUGCCUCUGGAAGCAAAGAGUCGACUCCCGAUACUGGGUCGAUUGCCGGGGAUGAGGAGACUGUGGGAGAUCCUAUGGAUGAGUCUGGUUCUGGCGAGGCCCAGAAUGAGCGCUGGCUAGGCCGCCCCCCGAGUGCCGCGGCACUCCAAGGCGCACCACUUGAAGCGUCUGAUUUCGAGCUGAAGGCCGAUCAGCCGUUCUACCGCGAGUGGUACAGCUUGUACGCCAACCAGACAAUCUUCCAGUUCUUCAGCAUCUUUGAGGUGCUGUAUCGUCGCUUGAAGGCUCUCAAGGAUGGCGAGGCGGCAGUCACGGAAGAAGUGCGCCGGAUCAAGGCUCCCAAGCCUGCGAAGGAGAUCGGGCUGCUCGAGGAGCGCAAUGAUUGGUUUUCGCAGGAUUCUUCUGAGACUUACUACAACAGGGCUCUCAUGGUUAUGGAAGAGUUUGUGCUUGGCGACGUUGAGGAAGUCAAGUACCAGGACUUCCUUCGUACCUAUUACCUCCAGAGAGGUUGGGCGCUGUACACGAUCAGUGAUCUUCUGAAGAACAUUUGCCGAUACGCCACUACUUGUUCUUCGACCGACAGCAAGGAGAAGACGCCAUUGAUCAUCAACAGCUUCUUGACCAACCGCACCAAGGAUGAGACGACUUUCAACCAGGAGAUUGAUCUCCGCAAGAAGGUUGAGAAGAUCGUCGGAGAUGCUGACAUGUACCUCAUCAGAUACUCCCCCAAACGCCGCCAGGCCACAACCCAACUCAUCACCAAAGACGAAUCCACCUUCGACCUAACCGACAUGGAGCGCAAAGACCGCUGGAAAUACUACACCUCCUCCUUCGUGCGCAUCGAGCCCACCGAAGGCGUCCCCCUCGACCGCAUCCGCCGCUCCGUCCUCACCCGCAACCUCUCCCCCCACGAAACCGACUCCGACUCCGGCCUGGUCUCGCAAUCGCGCAAGCCCCUUCUCUGGGCCGAAGACCUCACCAUCCGCAUCUGCGUCAACACGUAUCGCCUGACCUACAAGACGGGCACCUCGGAGUGGUUCGUCUACUCGGAUGGCAGGCAGGAUGAGGCUGCGGCGAGGGCGACAACGGAGAAGAGGAAUCAGAGGUCUAGGGAGAAGUUCGAGAUGAAUAGUAGGUGGAUGGAGAAUAAGAGCCAGCAGGAGGUACAGAAGACGAAUGAGGACUUUAAGAAGUGGAUUAACGAGGGCUCGGGUGCGGCGGAGUGAGCGCUGUCAAGGCUUCGCUGGUCUGUUAUGGUGCUCUAGUGGGAUCCGCUGUGUAAUCUUCAUUCGGCGUUUGCGAAUCUUUUAUGCGGGGUG
This is a messenger RNA of Pseudogymnoascus destructans, 5160 nucleotides long. It is a transcript of the gene SIN3, whose product is annotated as Transcriptional regulatory protein sin3. Gene Ontology annotation, cellular component: chromatin; Sin3-type complex. The coding region runs from base 673 to 5067 and encodes 1464 amino acids. Gene Ontology annotation, biological process: negative regulation of transcription by RNA polymerase II. The record is from RefSeq and is a predicted model, not a curated record. The transcript has 6 exons. Gene Ontology annotation, molecular function: transcription corepressor activity. Lineage: Eukaryota; Fungi; Ascomycota; Leotiomycetes; Thelebolales; Thelebolaceae.